Molecule: messenger RNA, 1794 nt
Organism: Capronia coronata CBS 617.96
Lineage: Eukaryota; Fungi; Ascomycota; Eurotiomycetes; Chaetothyriales; Herpotrichiellaceae
Product: translation initiation factor 3 subunit D
Exons: 2
Coding region: 1-1794 (597 amino acids)
Biological process (GO): translational initiation
Cellular component (GO): eukaryotic translation initiation factor 3 complex; cytoplasm
Molecular function (GO): translation initiation factor activity
Source: RefSeq, a predicted model, not a curated record
AUGCCCGGAAUCAGUCUCGCAGACACGAUCAAUCAGUUGAGCGUGAACGAUGGAUGGGGUCCGGAACUCACUCCCUCCACCACCCUCGAUGGAGUGCCCUACGCCCCAUUCUCCAAGGGUGACAAACUAGGUCGCAUGGCCGACUGGACGCAAGAAGGCAAGGAAGGAAGAGAUCGAGGCGGUAGACAGUAUGGUCGAAACUACCGAGACCAACAAAUUUACGGUGCCGGAACAUCCUCACUUUUCGCCGUCCAAGUCGCAGAAGACGAAUCAUCUUUCUCGGUUGUCGACAAUACCCGCGCAACUACGAAGACUCGUGUCUUUGGCCGAGGUGGUGUGGCCGUUUUCCGAGGUCGAGGGCAACGAGGCGGCGCCCAGCGCGGCGGAAGAGGGACAUUCCAAAGAGUCGGGCAGGGCCGCAAUGCCGGUCAACAACAGGGCCAGUAUUAUGAUAGCAGAGGCGGUCGAGGUGGACGAGGCGGCCGGCGAUUCGGCUGGCGAGACUACGACAAGCCACAACGGAAUCGGGAUUCCUCGGUGAACAUCCGGCCCGAAUGGGCGAUGAAGGAGGAAAUCGACUUCAACCGCCUCCACAAGCUCAAUCUUGAGACGUCCGAGGGCGAGGAUCUCGACAGUUACGGAUUUUUGUACUACUACGACCGCACCUACGACAAGGCACCGGUCAAGAACACGGAGCGCAAACUCCAAUCGCUGGAUCGCGCUGCUUACAACGUCACCACGUCUGCCGACCCGGUGAUCCAAGAACUGGCCGAAAAGGAUGAAGCCACGAUCUUCGCCACGUCCGACAUCUUGUCCAUGUUGAUGUGCGCGCCGCGAUCCGUGUACAGUUGGGACAUUGUGAUCCUCAAGCAAGGCAACAAGAUCUUUCUGGACAAGCGACCGGACAGCAGCAUCGACCUGGUGACGGUCAACGAGAACGCGGCCGAUGCCCCUCUCGAAGCGGACUCGGCCAACACUCCGUCCCAACAGCAGACGGGCGUCAAAGCAGACAGCAUCAACACGCCCAGCAACCUGGCCGUGGAAGCGACCAUGAUCAACCACAACUUCGCCCUCCAAGUGGUGAUCGAAGAUCCCAACAACAAGAUUGAAUUCCCCCACCCGAACCCCUUCUACAGCGCCAGCGACGAGACCGAACCCCUGGCCUCCAAGGCCUACCGAUACCGCCGGUUCGAUCUCUCGCUCGAACGCGACGACGAGCCUCUGCACCUGAUUGUCCGCACGGAACUGGACGCCGCGACCAAGAACAACAUCUCCGGCGACAACCAGAUGUUGGUGGUCAAGGCUCUCAACGAGUUCGACCACAAGGCCCAAGGCGCCGGCGGCGCGCUGGACUGGCGCACCAAACUGAACUCGCAACGCGGUGCCGUGGUGGCGACCGAAAUGAAGAACAACUCGUGCAAGCUCGCCCGAUGGACGACGCAGGCCAUCCUUGCCAAAGCCGACCAGAUCAAGCUGGGCUUCGUGUCCCGCGCCAACCCCAAGUCCGCCGCGAACCAUGUCAUUCUCGGCGUUGUCGGCUACAAGCCUCGAGAGUUCGCUACGCAGAUGAACCUGGGCCUCAGCAACGGUUGGGGUAUUGUGCGCACCAUUGUCGACUUGAUCAAGGGCCUGACCGAGGGCGACGACGGCGACAAGAAGUUCGUGCUGGUCAAAGAUCCAAACAAGCCUCUGAUUCGUCUGUAUGAGGUCCCUCUGAGCACGUUUGAGGAUGAUGAGGAUGGCUUGUCGGAUGGUGGAGUUGCGGAUGGCAAGGAUGCCGCUGACGAGGAAUAA